AUGUUAGAAAUACUGCGAAUCAACACAGCUGAAGAUGUUUUCUUGCAGGUAUGUGAAAUGGCUACUGGCCUCCUUGCAAUUGGAAUAGAGAAGGGGGAUCGUGUUGGGAUGUGGGGUCAAAACUACUACGAAUGGAUGGUCAUACAAUAUUCUACGGCGCUGUGUGGAAUAAUUCAAGUUAAUAUCAAUCCUUUUUACAAAGCACCUGAACUAGAGUAUGCACUGAGAAAAGUUGGUGUAAAAGCCCUUGUCACCCCAAAAGCUCACAAGCAGAACAAAUUCUACGAUGUCUUGGCUGAAGUUCUGCCCAGUAUUACCACGGGGAAGGCUGGACUCGGAACAGUUGAAAGCAGUAAAUUACCUGAUCUAAAGCAUAUCCUCGUUUUUGGUGAAAAGGAGAAACUACCAGGAGCUUGGCAGUUCGAUGAAAUAUGGAAAGCUGGCGGUACUUACGAAUUAAGUAUGUUAGAUGAAGUCAGAAGUCAUGUGUUACCUGAAGAUCCUGUAAACAUUCAGUAUACAAGUGGUACAACAGGUCUUCCUAAAGCAGCAACACUCUCUCAUUUCAACAUUAUCAAUAACUCCUUCUUAAUUGGCUUAACAUCAGGCUGGCAUGAAGAAAAUCAUAGGAUAUGUAUCCCAAACCCGCUAUAUCAUUGUUUCGGAUGCGUGAUUGGUGCCUUGAAUGCUUUGAAUCACAAUCAAACAUGUGUAUUUCCUUCUAUAUCAUACGACACAAAAGCCAUUCUUGAGAGCAUCAGUAAAGAAAAAUGCACCUUUAUCUUCGGUACGCCGACAAUGUUCAUUGACCUUCUUUCGACUCCUUUCUUGAAAACUGCUGACAUUAGCAGUCUACGCGGUGGUUAUAUUGCUGGAGCACCAUGUCCUCUAUCGCUGUGUAAGCAAAUGGUGGAUCAUCUGAAUAUGAAUGAUAUAUACGUUCUCUAUGGGACUACGGAGCUCUCUCCUGGAGUAUCGAUGUCAGUUCAACGAGAUGAGCCAGAAGAAAGGAUUAAAAGCGUAGGUCAUGUCCUUCCAUCAACAGAGGUAGUGAUUGUUGAUAAUAACAACAGAGUGGUUCCAAGAGGAGAGAAAGGAGAACUCUGGGCAAGAGGAUAUAUGACAAUGAGUGGAUAUUGGGGAGAUGAGGAAAAAACGAAGAAGGAGAUAACUCCUCAAAAUUGGUAUAAAACUGGAGAUACAGCGAUCAUGAAUGAGAACGGAACAAUCAACAUAAUUGGUAGAAACAAGGAUAUGAUUGUCAAAGGUGGAGAGAAUGUCUAUCCAACCGAAAUAGAAACAGCAAUGUUCAAGUUCCCCUACAUAGCUGACGUGCAGAUAGUAGGAGUUCCAGAUGAGCGGUAUGGAGAAAACAUAUGUGGUUGGGUUCGUUUGAAAGAACAGUAUGUGGGGAAAGUGAAUGAAGAUCACAUCAAAGAAGAUUGCAAGAAAGCUAUGGCUUAUUAUAAGGUUCCGAAAUACUUGUUCAUCAAGGAGCAAAAAGACUUUCCAUUAACAGCAACGGGGAAAGUCAAGAAGUUCGAAUUGCGUAGUAUCUCCAAGUCUUUAUUAGGCUUGGAAAAUAGCGGUCCCCAUUUUUCAUCAGCUCACAUCUGA
Messenger RNA from Auanema sp. JU1783, 1617 nucleotides. NCBI's taxonomy places the organism in Eukaryota, Metazoa, Nematoda, Chromadorea, Rhabditida, Rhabditidae. The record is from the annotation of a GenBank genome assembly.